AUGGCCAUCAAGUCUUCAAUACUUUACGAAAACCCCAGUGCCACCGCCUUUGUGGUCGAUAUUCCCAGCUCCAUCGCGCAAGCACAAGCGCUUCCAGGACAGGACUUUCCGCCAUCACGACCCCAUCCAGCCCCUUCUGCUUCAGGAUCUUAUCAUGGAGGAAGAGUUCUUUUAUCUUCCACCCCUCUAAGGGAACCUUAUCCAUCGUCAACGGAGCCCAAGACUGAGGCUGCGCGGGCGAGGGUUCUAGAGAGAAUCCCGCUUUCCGAAAGACGCUAUCACUCCGAGCUCAUCGAACCCCUGGUGACUGAGAAGCUAACGGAGCUUAAUGCAGCACUCGAAAAUAACAAUGAGUGGUGCCUGCCUCGUAUCAUUGUAGAUAGCGAUGCACAAGGCAGCCCGGGUGAUCCAACCCAGGGUGGAUAUGAGCAGAUUCAGCCAGGGAAGAGGAAACGACAACGCAGCAUUGCCGCAUGUUCAUGUUCAUGUCCAAAUCAAGACUCUGGCUCUACC
Molecule: messenger RNA, 513 nt
Organism: Aspergillus niger
Lineage: Eukaryota; Fungi; Ascomycota; Eurotiomycetes; Eurotiales; Aspergillaceae
Exons: 1
Source: RefSeq, a predicted model, not a curated record